GGAGAAAUUAUGGUUGACAUUUGCUGGGCACACAGAUUGUGCUCUGUACUUUGUGUUGGUUUUAGCAUUUAAUUUUCACUGUGACCUAAGACGAUGAGGUGGUCAGUGAUGAGGAGAUUGGGGCCUGAGGAGAUGGGGUGACCCGUCCAAGAUUACGUGGCCAGGGAGUGUAACGUCAGAUGAGAGCCAGGAUUUAAGAGCCUUGUGGCCCUAACCCAGCCUCCACUGGUCUGUAACACACAACAGGAUCGCUGUGCAGGUGUGAGGGAAGGAAGAUCAUUUCUGAGCAGCUGUGGGCACCUUCCUCAGGAAGCUCUUCAGAGGGAGAGGACAGGAGAGAGAGGCCAGCAGCAUCCCUCCGCCUGGCAUAGUCUGUUCAUUGCCAGCGUCUUUGUCAGUCUGCUCAGCCUGAUAUCAGACACAUCAAGUCUCCUGGUCCUCCCCGUCAGCACCAGAUUAGUUUCCUUGGUUUCCUUUGGGCACUUUAAAUGUUCGCUGAAAAGGUUCAAGUAUAAGAAAACAGAGAGAGAAGGCAUUCAGCUAAAAAAAGACAACAUUUCACCAAGGCCAUCAUGCUCCUGCCUCUGCUCCUUUCUCCCAGAACAAAAAGCUAUUCUGAACCUUGUUCUGGGGUGCCUGCUCUCCUCCUGUCUCCUCCAAGCAAGGUGUCAGACCCCCCACCCUGCCUGUGAGAAGUACAGCCUCUACCACAUACGGUCAUAUCAGCCAUCCCCCAUGACCCUGUACCUGACCCCACUCUCAUCUCCAGAAUGCCAUCUUCAGGCAUUGAAGCUUGACUGAUAAUGGCUCAGCCCAGGCCUGAAGAAAGAGUUCUUGCCCUCUGAUUAACAGCCUCAUUUACCGGCUUCAGACAAUGUUUGGCCUCUCCCAUCCUCAGUUUACGCAAUUGCCAAGUAGGGGUAAUCACCAUUUCCCUCUGGGUUGCUGGGGACCAGCUUAGAGAAGGGCCUUGCGCUGCAGCUAGCGAGGAGGAUGGUGAGUGCUAGAGCAUCCCUCCUUCUAGAUCAUGAGGUUGGGGAGCAGAGCAGGUGGGGUCCAGUCAAGGCCAGAGACUGUCUGAGUUCAGCGCAGAGUCUUGACUUCACUGAUGAGAUGAGCCAGUUCAAAGCAAAGUUGGAUCUUAUUUUUAAAAGUGAUGUUGAGCAUGGAGUUAGUAGAAAGAGAUACUAUGGGAAAGGAGAAGGAACUCCCAACCAUGGAUACUCAAGGUCUCACUGAAAUGUCUCAGCGGAAACCACAUUCUCAAUUUUGAUGGCUCUAGGGUCUCAAAAAGUCGCUAAGAAAUUUUUUUCGUUUCUUUUCCUUCUUUUUAAAUAAGUAGAAUUGCAGGGUAGUUCUAGGGUUGCCUUGGAUGGGAAACUGGGAAACAACCUCGUAGGAUAAAGGCAUGGGUCACAGGGUUGACAAGGGCAUAAGACAUUCCUUUGACUGCAAAUGGCAUUUCUUGUGAGACCCUUAACAAAUUGUAGCUUUGCAGUAAGGAAAAGAGAAAGGCCUUGUCUGCGUAGACCUCAAGCGUGACUCAUCGCUAUUUUGACUUCUUAUUUGAAAACAUCUUGAUAUCAGAAAAAAUCCUGUCUGUAUGUUGGCAACCCUCACAGUCAGUGUUCAGUGUGCCGGAACUGUUGGCUCUCGGGGGAAGUGGGGGUCAGGGAGGGUCAAAGCUUCAAGCAGAUUCCAGAAUGAAGUGUUCCUUUUGCUCAGUGCCACCCAGUGGCUUAAGUCCAGGAGACCUUGCAGAAGUGUGGCUUGGUACAGCAUUCUGGUAACUCAGCCAUUCCCCUUGGGAAGGCAGUGCUGAGUGUACUCAUAGCAGGGGUCUGAGAGGCUCAGCAUCGAGGAAGGCCACUGGGGCCUCUCCAAUGGCUACAGCAGGGAGAAUUGCAGCUGGGCGGGAAUGGAGAGCUUGUUGUUCACACCAUUCGUCUUGGCUCCUUGUCUUUAAAAAAAAAAAGUUAAAAGUAGCUUAAUGUGGAGCACCCCUGUAAUCCUAGCACUUGGGAGGUAGAGACAAAAGAAGAUGGGUGUCCAAGACCAGCCUGGGCUACAUGAGACCUUGACUUUCAGCCCUGGGGGUAGAAGCUGAGAGGGUGGGUCCCAUUGACCCAAGGUGUGGCCCACUCUAACAGUAGCACUAACGCAAACAGUUGCUUAUCUGAAUCCUGAACUUUGAGCACUUUUUCCCCAGAGAAGACACAAGGGGCCUAGUGCUGUUGCAAGCCUUAGGCUUCACACCGUGUGCACACUUCCAUCUCCCUUGGGGGGCCUUUGUUCUUGCUUUCCCUCAACCUGAAAUCCCUCGCUCCAGGCUUUCUCUCAACUGUUGGGUCUCAUCCUCUCAGCUCAGAUGACCCUGACCAGCUCGACCCAAUUGUUCUUCCUGCCCGGUUUCUUUGUGGUGCACAUCACUAGUGUGUCUGGCAGGAGCCCUGGAAUCAGAAGACUUGUCAAUUCUGCUCAUCCCUGACUCCCUAUACCAAGGACAGAGCCGGAACACAGCAAGUGUGCCUGAGUGGGUGUGUGCCGGAAACCCAAGGUCCCACAUUGGUCUGGAGCAGUCCAUCCAGAUGAACUUGAGGUCAGACCUGGCUCAGGCCCAACAGCACACAAUCCAGAACCAGACGACCACCAUGCUGGCACUGGGCGCCAACCUCAUGAACCAGACCAUGGCUCAGACCCACAAGCUGACUGCUGUGGAGGCACAGGUCCUAAACCACACAUCUCGCGUGAAGACCCAAAUGCUGGAGAGCUCACUGUCCACCAACAAGCUGGAGAGGCAGAUGCUGAUGCAGAGCCGCGAGCUGCAGCGGCUGCAGGGCCGCAACAGGGCCCUGGAGACCAGGCUGCAGGCAUUGGAGGCACAGCAUCAGGCCCAGCUUAACAGCCUCCAAGACAAGAGGGAACAACUGCAAAGCCUCCUGGGCCAUCAGACUGGGGCCCUGGCUAACCUGAAGCACAGUCUGCGAGCCCUCAGCAGCAAUUCCAGCUCCCUGCAGCAGCAGCAGCAGCAGCUGAUGGAGCUGGUACAGCGCCUGGUGCGGAUUGUAGCCCAGGACCAGCACCCAGUUUCCUUAAAGACGCCUAAGCCGCUGUUCCGGGAUUGUGCAGAGAUCAAGCGCUCUGGAGCCAACACCAGUGGUGUCUAUACCAUCCAUGGGGCCAACAUGACAAAGCCUCUCAAGGUGUUCUGUGACAUGGAGACUGAUGGAGGUGGCUGGACCCUCAUCCAGCGCAGGGAGGAUGGAAGCUUGAAUUUCCAGAGGACUUGGGAGGAAUACAAAGAGGGUUUUGGUAAUGUGGCUAGAGAACACUGGCUGGGCAAUGAGGCUGUGCACAGCCUCACCAGCAGAACGGCCUACUUGCUACGUGUGGAGCUGCAUGACUGGGAAGGCCACCAGACCUCCAUCCAGUAUGAGAACUUCCAGCUGGGCAGCGAGAGGCAGCGGUACAGCCUCUCUGUGAAUGACAGCAGCAUCUCAGCAAGGCUCAAGAACAGCCUGGCUCCUCAGGGCACCAAGUUCAGUACCAAAGACAUGGACAAUGAUAACUGCAUGUGCAAAUGUGCUCAGAUGCUGUCUGGAGGGUGGUGGUUUGACGCCUGUGGCCUCUCCAACCUCAACGGCAUCUACUAUCCGGUUCAUCAACACUUGCAUAAGAUCAAUGGCAUCCGCUGGCACUACUUCCGAGGCCCCAGCUACUCACUGCAUGGCACACGCAUGAUGCUGCGGCCAAUGGGUGCCUGACACACAGCCCUACAGAGACUGAUGCUCAAGGAGGAUUCUCAACCCAGAUGGCUCUGUGCAAGCUGGAUCCUGCCCAGAAGUCAGUGCCCAGGGCUCAUCUUGACAUUCCGGGACACCAGAACCAGCUUAUCUUGCACCUGAAUUAUGAGAGUCACUUGCCUCCCUGUGCCCCUCUAGUGUGAAAUGCUGGGUGCUUGAGGCACCUGCCUCUGUGGGACCCAUGCUCCUGCUGCAUGCAGGGGCUCCCUGUCACGGUCUGAGGCAGACUGAACUUGACACCUCAGAGGGAGGGGUUGCAGCAGGCGGGGAAAAUCUUGCAGACUGGGGUGCCCUCCUCCAGGAGCGUCUGAGAGACGAUCCUAUCCCCCUUUUAUAAUUUCAAGUUUCUCUAGCCUUGAGUUGUCUGAAGACUUCCUUCCAAGGCUGGUGAACACUGUUCCCACUUCCAGCCCCCCAGGGCUAGCCAUUAUUUCCCAGGGCUCUGUGGCUCCUGGGCUUCAAUGACUGACAGUCAGACCUGGUCUCUCGGAGGCUUCUAGAAAUAGGAGAAGGGAUCCUUUCACUCCAGUGUGCCGUAGAGUGUGUUCCGUAGGUACUAAGGCUCCUCUCUAAGGUACUUUGGAUGAAGUAAGAGAGAAACAGCAGGUUAAAUAAAGAGAAUAGAGUUUCUUAACGGCA
Messenger RNA from Rattus norvegicus (Norway rat), 4442 nucleotides. The record is from RefSeq and is a predicted model, not a curated record. Lineage: Eukaryota; Metazoa; Chordata; Mammalia; Rodentia; Muridae.